Verticillium alfalfae VaMs.102 is the source of this 417-nucleotide messenger RNA. RefSeq names its product SnodProt1. The transcript has 3 exons. The record is from RefSeq and is a predicted model, not a curated record. Bases 1 to 417 code for a protein of 138 amino acids. Lineage: Eukaryota; Fungi; Ascomycota; Sordariomycetes; Glomerellales; Plectosphaerellaceae.
AUGCGCAUCUCCCACUAUCUCGGCAUCUCGGCCAUGGCGGCCAUGGCCUCGGCGGUGACAGUCUCCUACGACACGGGCUACGACGACGGCGACCGCUCCUUCUCGGUCGUCAGCUGCUCCGACGGCGUCAACGGCCUGACGACGCGGUACGGCUGGACAACGCUGCGCCAGGCCGCCGGGUUCCCCUACAUUGGCGGCGCCGAGGCCGUCGCGGGCUGGAACUCGCCGAACUGCGGCACCUGCUGGGAGCUUGCGUACGGCGGGCGUACCAUUCACGUGCUGGCCGUGGACCAUGCGCUCGCCGGGUUCAACAUUGCGCUGGACGCGCUCAAUGCCCUCACGAACGGACAGGCGGUGCAGCUGGGGCGCGUCGAGGCGUCGUCGAAGCAGGUCGACGUUGCCGAGUGCGGUCUGUAG